ACGUGUGUGCUGUCGACCAAAGACGGGAGUAAGGAGACAUCGAUUCAACAGUCAACACUCUGCAGAUUCAUAUUUAUUGGGGUAACUCACAAGUCUGGCACAGGCAGGCUAGCCCUGAAUCGUGUGUCUUCUCGUCAUGUAAGCUGGUCAUAUUGGGCAUCGGUGCCAUACUACCGUUUCAUACAGUGCACACCUCGAUCACCAUGCCGAAACGAAAAAGAGAAAGCAUGGCAGCGAGCACACAUCCAUCGGAGGGUAAUAGAGCUCAAAAUCAAGACUCUAUUGAUCCGGCUGAGGCUGCGAAUCUUGAAACACCGGCUCUCCAGGAGGUUGCACCCGGUGGCGAUGGCGUGGAUGCACAUGCUUCAGACGAUACCUCCGAUUCCAGUGAUGGAGUUGAUGAUGAUGGCGGAGCUAAAUCGGCACCUAAAAGAGGACGGGGACGCCCUAAAGGGAGUAAAAACAAGAGAAUGGCCACACCUCCGAGAGAUCUACCACCGUACGAGCUUUUCUUCCACUACACGAAGGGCGCCGGCCCCAGCACUUCCAACAACACCUUCCCAAGCCAACGUCUGCUCAACCACGAGGAGUUCUUAGCGUGGCGGCGAGAUCAGAAAAGCGAUUCCCAUGGCGAGGAGAAAACCUUCCUUCUCGAGUUACACAAACGCAACUUCGCCCAGUGGGAUUUGGAGUUGCGGUCGGGAUACAACAUCUGUUUAUACGGCUUCGGGUCGAAGCGACAGGUGACGCGGAAUUUUGCAGCCAGGCUCUGGCGCUCCCGUGGAUCCAGCCCGAAGAUUGUUAUGGUGAAUGGGUACGAUCCGGACCUCAAUGUCAAUGAUGUUCUGGGUCAGAUUGCGACCAUUCUGUUUCCUGCGAAUCUCAAACUGCCCACGCAACCGGUAGCUCUCGUUUCGGCCAUACUCGAAGCCCUGGGCACGCAAUUAUCCCACGGCAAGGCCUCGUUCCCAUACAUCACAUUGAUCAUUAAUUCAUUCGAUGCUCGACCUUUACGCUCCCCAAAAGUGCAGAACCUCUUUGGCAUGCUGGCGGCACAUCCUCGGUUCUCUCUCGUUGCAACAUGCGACACCCCUAUGUUUCCUUUACUUUGGGAUCAACGGCUUCGAGAACAGUUCAGGUUCGUGUUCCAUGAUGCCACAACUUUUGCCUCAUUCGAGGCUGAAACGGAUGUCGUCGACAUGGUGAACGGGGCAUUAGGCCGCAUGGGCAAACGCCUGGGAGGGAAGGACGGUGUCAUUUUUGUACUUCGAAGUCUUCCGGGCAAUGCGAGGAGUUUGUUUCGCCUCCUCGUUGCCGAGCAAUUGGCAGCCUCGAUCGAUCUCGAAGAUACCAUUGCAGGCGCUGAAGAGGAUGAAGAUGACAUCAUGGAUGGUGACAAGCGUGGCAAAGCCGCAGGAGAGGAUGAAGGGGUUGAUUUCCGGCUGCUGUACCAGAAGGCUGCUGAAGAGCUCAUCUGUACAAACGAGCAUCAGUAUCGAACAUUGCUCAAGGAAUUUUUCGAUCAUCAAAUCAUUGAGAGCAAGCGAGAUGCGACGGGAUCAGAGAGGCUCAUUGUGCCCUUCAGGAAAGAGGAGUUAGAAGCGUUACUAGAAGAGCUGGUUGGUGAAUUCGCCACGUAAAGAAACUUUGUCUAUGCAACCCGUCUAAUGAUAUUGUUCCGCUUCAUUUGCCAAUUACAGGUUUCUGACAGACCGAGCCGUUUGACGUUCGCAACGGCAGAGAGUUAAUCAUAACUGGGGUUCCCGGAACUCUGCGAAGGAAGCUAGUAAGAAAGUCGUACUAAAGGAGAGUUUAAAGGCCGGAUUUUCGUGAAACACUG
Eremomyces bilateralis CBS 781.70 is the source of this 1840-nucleotide messenger RNA. Its product is annotated as origin recognition complex subunit 2. Gene Ontology annotation, cellular component: nuclear origin of replication recognition complex; nucleus. Gene Ontology annotation, biological process: DNA replication. Gene Ontology annotation, molecular function: DNA replication origin binding. Lineage: Eukaryota; Fungi; Ascomycota; Dothideomycetes; Eremomycetales; Eremomycetaceae. The record is from RefSeq and is a predicted model, not a curated record. The coding region runs from base 471 to 1640 and encodes 389 amino acids. The transcript has a single exon.